AUGACGCAUGAUACAAGUGAAGGCCAGUCAAGCACGAGCACUGAAGUCCAGAAUCCAGAAGAACACACUGAUCAAUCUUUAAAGAUUGCUGGAAAUAAAUAUUACAUCCGCAAACCUGAAAAAACAUUUAAAUGUCAUGAAGAUAUUAUUGGAAAAAUCCAAGGAAUAUCGGGUCUAGAGGAGGUGAAGUCUGUGGAAGAGUGUGAUUUUCUAGUGGUUUUCUGCAUGAUUGCUUCAAGAGCAGGAACUGACAUUGAAGCUGCACUAAAGGAGCUUAAUAAACUUUCAGAGUCUAAACCUGCCAUUUUUAUGGUGCUGCAUCACACAUUUGACAAAGAGAAAACUGUACCAGACAGCAGCAGGAGUGUAAACAGGAAAAAUACGCUCACAGUGGAUUUUCUGUUCUAUGAGGAUGAAGGACUCCUGGAGUGCAUAAAAAAUGCUGAAGCAUUUAUGAAGAUUGAUAAAUGUCUGCCAUCUCAGAUUCAGGCUGGCUGGUUUUCCUUCGUUUACAAUUUCUUUUCAAACAUGUGGCCAGUGAUCAGUCCCUGUGUGGACCCAGAUGCACAAGCUGAAGAGCAGAAAGGUGAAACAGGUGACAAACAGAAGACAACAUUGUUUGAAGAAAUAGAUGUACUACUGGAGGACAAAGAAGAAACUAUUGCAUCAGAACUUCUGAUUGUCCUGCUGGGCAUGUCUGGAUCUGGGAAAAGUGCAGCAAGAAGCAUGAUAUUUGGGCGAGAUGAAAGAAGUCAGGCUGGUGUCUCUACAGCCACUCAGAAGAUAACAAAAGAGAGAGGAAGAUUAGAUAGAGACCAGGUGUCUGUGUUAGAUACUCCUGACUGGUUCAGUUCUGGGUUCUCAAUGGAGCAAAUUAAGCAAAACAUACAACUCAUUAGUAUGUGUUCCUCCGGACCUUAUGCUUUCCUUCCAGUUAUACCAAUAAAAAGUGAGUUUACUGUAGAGGAAAGAGAGAUGGUGGAAAAUAUGGAGAAAGCAUUUAAAGAGAUAUCCUGGGAGAGGGUAAUGAUCCUUUUCAUUAUUACUGAUGAACAAAAAAAUCAAAACAUAGAUCAGAGCAGCUUUAUCCAGCACUCAUACUACCAGGAGCUGGUGAAAAAAUGUGGUGAAAGAUUUCAUUUGUUCAGUUUUAGUCAGACAGGGAAUAGCAAUCAGCUACUAGAGCUGCUUGAGAAGAUAAAGAAGAUGGUUGGAGGAAAUGUCAGUGAUGUCUGUAAGGAGGACAAGAACCAGACCACUUCUAAAACGGAUGAAGCUAACGAACCUAAAGAUGAAAGGGAGAUAAGUUACAUUCAAGUACAACUGCCUAAAUCUCAGCGCACAGUUUGGAUCUCCAAAAAAUAUAAAAAACCCUGAAGUGCUUAGUAAUCUGAAACAGAGGUUGCCAGAUAAUUCAGAAACUUAUGACAGUGAUGAGUUUGAAGAACUUGACUAUUUCAAAAAAAUCUGAAGAAAAUCACUGCUUGCUUAAAUGAUUAAAUUAGCAUGUGUGUUCACAUUAUGGGCUGCAACCAGAAAUAUUGAACAGCUUUUAACUGCAGAAUCAACAAAAUAUAUAAACAACUAAAUAACAAUACUGUAUAUUAUUAGGUAUGGUAACUGUGUUGACCUCUGAUCAAUUGUCAUAAAUAUUUUGUUUAGAUAAGGUGCUUUCACUGUGUUUUCACUGAGUCAAAGUUUUUUGUUAGUUAAACUAUUGUUAAAAUUUUGUUAGAAUAGUUAGAAUAGUUAAAAUAGUACAAUUUUGGGUGUUUUAAGAUAACAUAAAAAAGCAUUAAAAGAGGAAACAACAUAAACGUGUUUUCAGUUUUAACAUGAUGGAAUAAAGUUAUUAAAGAAAUCAAAACCAGGUUUGCCAUA
Messenger RNA from Misgurnus anguillicaudatus (oriental weatherfish), 1881 nucleotides. The record is from RefSeq and is a predicted model, not a curated record. NCBI's taxonomy places the organism in Eukaryota, Metazoa, Chordata, Actinopteri, Cypriniformes, Cobitidae.